AUGUCAACUUUAGUAGCAAAAAGUUCCAUUCUUUUGGUCCUCACAUUCAUGUUGGUGUUCCCAUCUGUUUUGGCAACCAAAAAUCCAUUCAAAGAGUCGAAACCAUGCAAGAGGCUUGUGUUCUAUUUCCACGACACCCUAUUCAACGGCACGGAUACGACCAAUGCAACAUCUGCUGCUGUAGCCAAUAUAACAGGGCUUGACAGAAAGCACAAAUUUGGUUUGCUGGUUGUCUUCAACGAUCCUCUGACCAAAGACCACCAUCUUCUGUCUCCUCCCGUCGGAAGAGCUCAAGGCUUCUAUUUCUUUGACAUGAAGGACGACUACUCUGCUUGGCUUGCCUACACUUUGGUGUUCAACUCGAGCGAGCACAAGGGUACACUCAAUAUCAUGGGGGCGGAUUUGAUUUAUGAAAAAACUAGAGAUCUUUCGGUUGUCGGAGGGACGGGAGAUUUCUUCAUGGCUCGAGGGAUAUGCACAAUUCAAACUGACACUAUUCAGGAUGACUACUAUUUUCGCCUCAAGAUGGAUAUCAAGUUGUAUGAAUGUUAUUAG
Rosa chinensis is the source of this 555-nucleotide messenger RNA. Its product is annotated as dirigent protein 5. NCBI's taxonomy places the organism in Eukaryota, Viridiplantae, Streptophyta, Magnoliopsida, Rosales, Rosaceae. The record is from RefSeq and is a predicted model, not a curated record. The transcript has a single exon. The coding region runs from base 1 to 555 and encodes 184 amino acids.